AUGAGCCGCCACCGUCACUUCCUCGCCUCCGCAGGCGGCGCACUCCUGUUCGUCCUCUCGUGUCUCGUCGCCCUAGCGUUCGUCGCCUCUCUCUUCGCCCGGCUGAACUCCUACCCGCGGUACUCCUACGCCUCCUCUAAUCCCAACUCGACGGGAUGCAACCUGGACGGGGAAGGCUCGUGGUCCGUCGGAGUCUUCUACGGCGAUUCCCCGCUUUCCCUCAAGCCCAUCGAGUCGGUGAGCGUCCUCUCUUCCUUUCUCCUCCUUCCCUCUUCCCCUCCCCAUGUGUGAUGCUCCUGAGAACUCUUUCGGGCUCUCUGACUCCGUCUUGAUUGCGAACCAGUGGAACAUCUGGAGAAACAGCAGCACGGCGUGCCCUGUCGCGAACCCCGUCUUCACCUGCGCCUCGACCUCCGACGCGGGUUCUCCCAGUAACUUCAUCGCCGAUCCUUUUCUCUACAUCGACGUCAGUUGCCAUCCCCUACAUUUUAAGUAUAUUGUUUUUUCUUGUGUGACUCUGUUUUAGCGCGAAUACUUUUGGUAUCUGUCUGAAAUGUUUGAGCAUGAUGCUUGUAUCUGCUUCAACCUCUAUUUCCUUUCCAAGUAAGCGUCCGUUACUUCAUCGGUGACUGAGAGUCCGGCAUGGAAAGAAACCUGAGGGUUGGAAACCGAUCAGUGACUGCAUCCAGCAACUAAUAAAUCUUCAGUCCCUCAUACGCUUACUAUGACUAUAUCACCGAUGUAACAUGCGCCCGUGUGAUCUUAAUCUUUCGUUCUCUAUCUCUAGUGUGUUUGAGGUGUUUUUCCAGGUGAUUUCGGUUCGCGUUUCAGCUAGAAAAUCUCACCUAUCGUCUUCUCUUUGUCUCCUUGUUCCAGGGGAGCUCUCUGUAUUUAUUCUUUGAGACCAAAAACUCGAUCACCAUGCAAGGAGACAUCGGGGUCGCUAAAAGCAGCGACAAUGGAUCGACAUGGGAGCACCUGGGUAUUAUACUGGAUGAGGAGUGGCAUCUCUCUUACCCGUUCGUCUUCAAUUACCGCGGCCAAGUAAAAACCCUACCUUGAUUCAGACAAUAAAUUUUUUCCGCAGCCAACUUAAUGGCACGACCAGCCCAGUUCAUCCGGUCGAUCAUUCCAUUAAUCUUCGUCGUUCUUACCUUCUCUUUUCUUCGACAGAUUUAUCUGAUGCCCGAAGGCAGCAAGAAAGGGGACCUUCGUCUCUAUCGGGCGGUGGAUUUCCCCCUGAAAUGGAUAUUGGAGAAAGUCAUCCUUGACAGGCCCCUCAUAGAUACGUUCAUGGUGAACUACCAGGGAAUGUACUGGCUUUUCGGGUCCGACUGGAGAGGUUCUGGAGUUAUAAAGAACGGGCAGCUGGAGAUAUGGUACAGCAGCUCACCGUUCGGCCCCUGGAAGCCCCACGGGCGGAAUCCAAUCCACAACAUGGACAAGAGCUUGGGUGCUCGGAACGCUGGCCGGCCGUUCGUUUACAACGGGAGUUUAUACCGCCCUGGACAAGACUGCGGCGAAACCUAUGGCCGGCGAGUGCGUUUGUUCGAGAUUCUGUCUCUAACGGUCGACGAGUACCGGGAGAUCGAGGUGCCCCUCGGCAUUGAAGAGCCCAAAAAGGGGAGGAAUGCCUGGAACGGCGCUCGCUAUCACCAGCUCGACGCGCAGCAGCUUCCCUCAGGGGAGUGGAUCGCCGUGAUGGAUGGGGAUCGAGUGCCUUCCGGCGAGAACCUCCGCAGGCUCAUCAUCGGCUAUUCCCUGAUAGCAGCGGCUGUUGCACUCGUAGUUCUAGCUGGGGCGGUCCUGUGCGUCCUCAAGUGCCUGCUCCGCCGUGGCUCCUCCCUUCCGCAGUCAGGGACGCCGGAUGAUGGUCUCGCCGCUGCAACAAAAGCUCUCCCUCUCCUCUCUUGCAUCCUGGUGGGGCUUCUGGGUCUUCUGAAGAAGUUGAGCUGGUCAUCCAAGAGUAAAGUGGGGGUCCGAGCCUGCGUGGGGCGCUUGGUUCUAGGCGUCGCGCUUCUCUCAGCCGUCGUCAUAGUGUGCACCGGCGUGUAUUAUCUACGGAGAGGGAACGGCGUGGAGGAGGCGUACCCCUGGAAGGGGCAAUACUCUCAGUUCACACUGCUGACCAUGGCCAGCGACGCAUAUCCACGGAACCUGAGAAAAUUAGUGAAGCACUACUCGCGAUGCCCGUCAGUGGGGGAGAUCGUGAUUGUGUGGAACAAAGGGCAGCCGCCGCCGGCGGGUGACUUCCAUCACUCCGCAGUUCCCAUCCGGAUCAGAGUGGAGGCCCAGAAUUCCUUGAACAACCGCUUCAAAGCCGACCCCUUGAUAAAGAACAGAGGUGUUCUUCAGCUCGAAUUCGGCGCCAUGGUUGGCUGCAAUGAUCUGGAGCGGGGAUUCAAGGUGUGGCGACAGUACCCGGAUAGGAUCGUUGGGUUCUUCCCAGGCCUCGCCGACGGGAACCCGUUGACAAUCCAGGACGAGAAGCUUGCUCGAACUCGGAGUGGUUACAACAUGAUACUGGCAGGAGCUGCUUUCGUUGACGGCCAGCUCGCCUCGGGGAGGUACUGGAGCGAGGAAGCGAUCUCCGGCAGGAAGAUCGUCGACCGGUUCUCCGACUGCGAGGAUAUUCUCAUGAACUUUCUCUUUGCAAACAUGAGCUCCUCGAGCACGGCGGAGUUUGUCCGGCCUGCUGAGGCCAUGGAUCCGUGGGAGCUCUCUGGGUCCCCCGUCGGCCGAGGCCGCGGGAUGGCGAGGGCUUCGCCGGCCAGGAUGAACUGCCUCAUCGAGUUCUCUAAGACGUACGGCAGCAGAUUGGCCGGUCGGAAGUCGGAGUUCGGUCGCCGGGAAGAUGGUUGGGACGUGUAA
This is a messenger RNA of Spirodela intermedia, 2871 nucleotides long. NCBI's taxonomy places the organism in Eukaryota, Viridiplantae, Streptophyta, Magnoliopsida, Alismatales, Araceae. The record is from the annotation of a GenBank genome assembly.